AUGGCAGACAACACGGUGCCCAUUCCACAACCCCCAGGGCUGCCGCUCCUGGGGAACAUCAAUGAUAUCAACCCAGAGUUCCCUCUGGGAUCCAUGAUCAAUAUGGCAGACAAAUACGGCGAGAUCUACCGUCUGAGUCUCCCCGGUAGAAGCGUGGUCGUUGUGUCAACUCAGGCACUGGUCAACGAGGUCUGUGACGAGAAGCGCUUCAAGAAGGACGUCGCCAGGGUUCUGGAGGAGGUGAGGGCGGGUGUCCACGAUGGGCUCUUCACAGCACACGCCGAGGAGCCAAACUGGGGCAUUGCUCACAGGGUCCUCAUGCCCGCCUUCGGCCCAAUGAACAUCCAGGCCAUGUUUCCCGAGAUGCACGAUAUCGCGAACCAAUUGGCUAUGAAGUGGGCUCGCCACGGCCCAAACCAGCCCAUCAUGGUCACCGACGAUUUCACAAGGCUCACUCUCGACACCCUGGCCCUGUGCUCAAUGGAUUUCAGAUUCAAUUCAUUCUAUCAUGAUGAGAUGCAUCCUUUCAUUGAAGCAAUGGGGGCUUUCCUUGUCGAGUCGGGUAACAAGACGAGACGCCCGCCUUUCACGUCCAUCUUCUACCGCGAGGUCGAUAGAAAGUAUGAGCGGGACAUUGAGGUCCUCAGAAAGACGGCCGACGACGUUCUCAAGGCCAGGAAGGAGAACCCUACAGACCGAAAGGAUCUUUUGAACGCUAUGCUGAACGGGAAGGACCCCAAAACCGGACAAAAGAUGUCUGAUCAGUCCAUCACAGACAAUCUCAUCACCUUCCUAAUCGCUGGUCACGAGACCACCUCAGGAAUGCUGUCAUUUGCAUUCUACAACCUGCUCAAGAACCCAGAGGCAUAUCGCAAGGCCCAAGAGGAAGUGGAUGAGGUUGUUGGGAGUGGGCCCAUCACCGUCGAUAUGGUGAAGAAGCUGCAAUAUAUCCAAGCCACUCUGAGGGAAACGCUCAGACUCACUGCCACCAUUCCAACCAUCUCAGUGAAACCACUCCAAGAUACAGUGCUGGCUGGCAAAUACGCAGUGGGUGCUAAUGAGUCUAUUGCACUACUGGUAGCCAAGUCUCAGCUCGAUCCCGCGGUCUUUGGCGAGACCGCUCAGGACUUCAUCCCGGACAGAAUGCUUGAGGAUGACUUCAACCGCCUCAACAAGGAGUUCCCAAACGCCUGGAAGCCCUUCGGAAAUGGUAUGCGGGCUUGCAUUGGCCGGCCGUUCGCAUGGCAGGAGGCGGUACUAGUCAUGGCCAUGCUGUUGCAGAACUUCAACUUCAUGCCAGACGACCCGAACUAUCAUCUCAGUAUUCAGCAGACACUGACCAUCAAACCAAAGGACUUCCGCAUGCGGGCUUCACUUCGCCAUGGCCUGACUCCGACACAGCUGGAGCACCGUCUCAACGGAACAACAGCACCCCCAACGCCUCUAGAAAACUCAGUGGCUAGUUUGUCAUUGCAAUCGGGCCAAAAGGCGAAGGGCAAGCCAAUGGCCAUCUUCUAUGGGUCAAACAGCGGCACUUGCGAGGCCCUCGCUCAACGACUUGCCUCAGAUGCGCCCAGUCACGGCUUCAGCGCCGCAAUUGUCGAUUCUCUUGACGCCGCAAACCAGAACCUACCGACUGACAAGCCUGUCACUAUCAUCACCGCUUCAUACGAAGGUGAGCCACCAGACAACGCUGGCCUCUUCUGCAACUGGAUCCAAGGUCUCAAGGGCAAUGAGCUGGAGAAUGUAUCAUAUGCAGUGUUCGGCUGCGGCCACCAUGACUGGUCCUCGACCUUCCACAAAAUCCCUAAAAUGUGUGACGCCACCAUUGAAAAGUUUGGCGGAGCAAGAAUCGCGCCUCUCGGAGUCGCUGACGCCGCGGACGGUGACAUGUUCACCAAAUUUGAGUCUUGGGAGGACGAGGUCUUCUGGCCAGCGAUGAAGGAGAAAUACGGAAUCGAAGCAGAUGAGCAGGAUGGAGAAGGUCUUCAAGGUGGCCUCUCUGUGGAAAUCUCCACCCCUCGUUCUUCCACUCUUCGCCAAGAUGUGAAGGAGGCUGUUGUUAUCGCAGCCCACGAGCUCACCUCCCCCGAGGCUCCUACCAAGAAGCACAUUGAGAUCCAACUGCCCAGCGACAUGUCGUACUCAGCAGGCGACUACUUGGCGAUUCUCCCUAUCAACCCUAAGGAAAUUGUCCACCGAGCCCUACGCCGCUUCCAGUUGCCAUGGGAUGCUCACAUCACUAUCAGCAGUCAAAGCCAGACGACCCUGCCCACAGGCUCAUCCGUUCCGGCAUCAGACGUCCUCGGUGCCUAUGUCGAGUUGGCUCAGCCUGCGACAAAGCGCAGCAUUGCCGCCUUAACUGAGGCUACCAAGGACCAAGACACCAUAGACGCGCUUCAGCGUUUGGCCGGAGAGGACUAUCUCUCUGAAGUCAACGCCAAGCGGCUGUCAGUCCUAGACCUCCUGGAGAAGUACCCUACCGUCGAGCUCCCCUUCGCCGCUUUCCUCUCACUGCUCCCGCCCAUGCGCGUCCGCCAAUACUCCAUCUCAUCUUCACCGCUUUGGAACCCUAGCAACCUCACCCUGACCUACGCUGUCCUCGACGCCCCGGCGCUGUCCGGCACAGGCCAGCGCUAUAUUGGUGUCGCCACGAGCUACCUUGCCAGCCUCGAGCCAGGCGACAAGCUGCACGUGGCGAUACGGCCGUCGCACGCCAGCUUCCACCUACCGGUGGACAGCGAAAAGACGCCAGUGCUGUGCAUCGCUGCGGGGUCCGGGCUCGCACCGUUCCGCGGCUUCAUCCAGGAACGCGCGGCGAUGCUGGGUGCGGGCAGAAAGCUCGCGCCCGCGCUCCUCUUCUUUGGCUGCCGCAGCCCAGAGCAGGACGAUCUGUACCGCGAGGAGUUUGACAAGUGGGAGGCGGCUGGCGCGGUGGAUGUGCGCCGCGCGUACAGCCGUAAGCCUGACGCCAGCGAGGGCUGCGCUCACGUGCAGGACCGGCUGUGGCAGGACCGCAAGGAGGUACAAGAGCUAUGGGAGAAGGGCGCCAAGGUCUUUGUGUGUGGCAGCCGGGGCGUUGGCGAUGCCGUGAGGGAGGUGGCCAUCCGAAUGUAUGUGGAUGGCGCCAAGGAGAACCACGGCAAGGAGAUGAGCGUCGAGGAAGCGACAGAAAAGUUUGAUGCGGUGAGGAAUGAGAGGUACGCUACUGAUGUGUUCGACUGA
Molecule: messenger RNA, 3225 nt
Organism: Diaporthe amygdali
Lineage: Eukaryota; Fungi; Ascomycota; Sordariomycetes; Diaporthales; Diaporthaceae
Exons: 2
Coding region: 1-3225 (1074 amino acids)
Cellular component (GO): cytosol
Molecular function (GO): FMN binding; NADPH-hemoprotein reductase activity; heme binding
Source: RefSeq, a predicted model, not a curated record